CUCCUUCGUUACAAGAUAGCGCUAUUAUAGUCCUCUUGCAAUAUUCCUUUCCAUUAUUGGUGUUAAGCCUUUUCCCUAAUUUACACCGUCGAAGUUGAGCUGAUGACGCAUAUCCUGGAUUUGGUUCCAUGCUGCCAAUACUAUCUCCAGCCCUUUUGUCCGUAUCGGUCGUACCAGCCAUUCCUGCACCAGGAGCUCAAACGCGUUCAACUCAUAGUUGAAUAAGUUUACCUCGGAAAGCGGAAUGCCUGCUUCUGCAUUAUGUACAUCACGUUUAAAUUCAAGAGUAAAUAAUGUUGAUCUCAUGAACCAAGACGAUUGGAUUACGAGUGGGAAAUUCGGAUCACGGGACGCCGUUUUGGUUUUUCGUACUAAUAUUCUAAAUCCAAAAAUUAGGAAAACUUUGUCGGAAAAGACUUCGGAUAAAAUUAUAUUACAAAAUAAAAGUGUCGAAGGUAGUGCUGAAUCGGCUAGCGAUGUACAUUCUGAAAAAAACUUCCUAUCGGUAUCAACUACCAGUCAAAUUGUGUUCAAUAAUACCUCACAACAAAAAUUAUAUAUGUCAAUCAGAAAUCAACUUUCAUCAAAUUCAAUAGUGAAGCUAGGAAGUCAAGUGUCGUGUACUCAAAUACAUUCAUUGUUAUCUACAAACGACAAUUCAAUAUAUAGUGAAUGUGAUGCACCCAUAAUGAAUUAUGAUAAGAAGCUUUCAAUAAUAACCAACAAAAAAUGUUCCGUUCCUUCCAACUUUGACUGUUUAACCCAAAAAAAUUGUUCUGAUCCUAUAGAAAAAACAAAUGUCUCUACUAACGAAUGUGAAGAUAAGGAUGCAUCUAGUGAGGAAGAUGAUGAAUAUAGCAUACAUAUGCCAGCGAACAAACUAAGAAUUUCAUACAAAUUUAUUCAAUCUGAAACAAAAUUAUUACGAAAAAUAUUUAAUGUGCAUGGCUUAACAGAAGUUCAAGGCGAAAACAAUUUUAACUUAUUGUGGACUGGUGUUCAUUUGAAAUUGGACGUUUUAAGAAGUCUAGCACCUUAUCAACGCGUAAAUCAUUUUCCAAGAUCCUACGAAAUAACACGAAAAGAUCGACUAUAUAAGAAUAUCGAGCGCAUGCAGCAUCUACGGGGAAUGAAACAUUUUGACAUUGUACCACAGUCCUUUAUACUUCCUUUAGAGUACCGUGAUUUAAUGGUCGCACAUAACAAACAAAGAGGACCUUGGAUAGUUAAACCGGCAGCUUCAAGCAGAGGUCGAGGAAUUUUUAUUGUAAACACGCCGGAUCAAAUACCCCAGGACGAGCAAGUAUUGGUGUCAAAGUAUAUAGCUGAUCCCCUUUGUAUUGAUGGUCAUAAGUGUGAUUUAAGAAUUUAUGUAUUGGUUACUUCUUUUGACCCACUUAUUAUAUACCUUUACGAAGAAGGGCUUGUAAGGCUAGCAACAGUUAGAUACGAUCGGCACGCAGAUAAUCUGUGGAAUCCCUGCAUGCACCUUUGUAAUUAUAGCAUAAAUAAAUAUCACUCUGAUUACAUAAGAUCAUCAGAUGCUCAGGAUGAAGAUGUGGGACAUAAAUGGACAUUGUCAGCACUUUUAAGGCAUCUUAAGUUUCAAGGUUGUAAUACACAGCUUUUAAUGCUGAAUAUUGAAGAUUUAAUUAUAAAGGCUGUGUUGGCUUGUGCUCAGACCAUUAUAUCGGCGUGCCGAAUGUUUGUACCAAGUGGAAAUAAUUGCUUCGAACUAUAUGGAUUUGAUAUUUUAAUAGAUAAUGCUCUUAAACCUUGGUUAUUGGAAGUUAAUCUUUCUCCGUCAAUGGGCGUAGAUAGUCCUCUUGACACUAAAGUAAAGGCAUGUCUCAUUGCCGACUUGCUCACUUGCGUAGGCAUCCCAGCUUACAGUCCAGAAAUGCGAUCGCAUUAUGACAGUAAGUGGUCUCGGUUCCGUAGUUUAAGCUGUCAACGACGAAUUGAAUCAACUGAUUCGAAUAAACCGAUCCAAUCUAAAAAAUCAAAAAGAAAAGGUUCAAACCUUAUUCAUCUUACGAUGGAAGAGCAACGUAUUCUGAGAAAUGCAAAAUUGCAAUACUCACGACGUGGGGGUUUUGUUCGAAUUUUUCCGACGGAUGACACGAUGCAGCGAUAUGGACAUUUUUUGGAUCCUGCAAAUGGAAUUCCAGUUUCAACUCCAAAUGUUUUAGGACAAACGUUUCAAGCAUUAACUAUGCAACAUAACUACAAUCAAAUGCUACACUCAAAUUUAUAUUGUAAUGAACCUCGAUGUGGUAAAGAAGAUAAUUCACAGGAAAACCGCAUGAGACAAUACGAAAGAGCUUUGGAGACAGAAUCCGUAAUUCCCUUUGCAAAAAAACCUUCGGUAGAAAAAUGUGAAGAAGAGGGAAGACGAUUGCGCAAACAAAUAUUAAAAAGAAUAGGAAAUGGUUCAGAGUUAACGCAAUUUCAAGCUCGGCAGACAUUUAGUUUAUAUUUAGAAUCAGUGCUGCGACGAAUAACACAAGAACCGAAAGACAUACAUGAAAAAAUUAUUCUCAAAUUUUUAAAUAAGUUUGGAGGUUCUGUUAAACCACCAGUUUUAUUUAGAAACAUACAUAAUAUAAAGGUUAUAAGCAAGGCUCGAUCAGCAAUGGUAGCCAAAUUACUUGGUGAUUUUCUUGAAUUAUAUAAAAAGGACACAGAAGCAUAUGUGGAUUCUUUUGAUCAUUUCGGAAUGAUACCAAGCACCACCUAUAAUGAUUUUUUGAUGCACGCGGAAGAGUCAGAUUUAGAGGCAGUAUUAACUCUCCACACAAAUAUAACUGGAAUAAUGCCCUUUUUGUAUAACAGGUGUGGAUUGUCAGUACCGCCAACACCACCCAUUCCGUCCGGCUUGCAUGGAUUUUUAAGAGCUCUUCCUGCCAUGGUAUCAACUACCAGUAUGGCUAGAGAAGUAAGCAAAUACGAUGGAUAUUUCAAAAAUAGUGAGAGAGACUUUGAAAAUGUACAAAACAUUUCUGUAGGUUCAAAAAGCUUAAGGAGAUUAUAAUUGUGACUCAUUAUUAUCUAGACUAUUUUCCUAUUACAAAACAUUAAGCUUUGAUAGAUUAGUAUUUGGAAUUAAUAUUUAGCGCAAUUAGGCCGGACUUAAAAAUUGUACAAUUAUUUCAAAAUUCUACUUUAGUAUUGCCAUUUUUAAUGUUAAAUGAACUAAAGCUUUUUAUAUUACAUUAUACAACUGCACAAAAUAUAAUACAGACUAAAAUUAAUUAAAUAAAUAACCUUUGUAACUACUUUUA
Scaptodrosophila lebanonensis is the source of this 3284-nucleotide messenger RNA. It is a transcript of the gene TTLL5, whose product is annotated as tubulin polyglutamylase ttll-4. The coding region runs from base 245 to 3034 and encodes 929 amino acids. The transcript has 6 exons. Gene Ontology annotation, cellular component: cilium. Lineage: Eukaryota; Metazoa; Arthropoda; Insecta; Diptera; Drosophilidae. Gene Ontology annotation, biological process: microtubule cytoskeleton organization; protein polyglutamylation. Gene Ontology annotation, molecular function: tubulin binding; tubulin-glutamic acid ligase activity. The record is from RefSeq and is a predicted model, not a curated record.